GCUCAACCAAAAAACAGAAAGAAACCCCCCAGACAAACCCAGAAACCCCACCGCCCUUCCCCCUCCAUCCCACUUCGCCGGAAUCUGAUGAAGCCCUAAUAGUUAACUCCGAGAGCUCUCAAGCUCUCUAAUUUUCUUAUUUUUAUUCUUGCCUGGCAUUGCUUCUGGUUUAUAGGGUUUUAAAGGGUCUCCUAUAAGCUGAUAGGGAGGGAGGGAGGGAGGGAUAAAGAUAUUACUCUUACAUAUAUCGAGAAAUGUACGUGGUGCCGCCACCUCAGCGUUCCGAUCUGGGAUCGGCUGGGGGAGCGUCCGGUGAUUUACGGGUCUAUCAAACUUGGAAAGGCAGUAAUGGGCUCUUUACUCUUGUUAUCUGGUCCGACUUGCAAAAGUUCGAGAUUUUUUUUAACAAGGAAAGUAGAGGAGGGAAAAAGGGAAAAGAAAGUCCUUCUGAACUAAAUGAGAUAUUUUUUCUUCAGGGGAGGUUUAUAUUUGGACCAGAUGUAAGAUCACUUGUGCUGACCAUAUUUCUGAUUGUUGCUCCAGUUGCAGUUUUCUGCAUCUUUGUCGCUAGAAAACUGAUGGAUGAUUUUUCUGAUCACUUGGGAAUAUCAAUAAUGGUUGUUGCUGUUGUAUUCACUGUAUAUGAUUUAGUUCUUCUCCUCCUAACCUCUGGACGAGAUCCUGGCAUAAUUCCCCGCAAUGCACAUCCUCCGGAACCAGAAGGCUUUGAUGGAACUGCAGAUGUUGGUGCUGGACAAACUCCACAGUUACGUUUGCCACGCAUUAAGGAGGUAGAGGUCAAUGGAGCAGUUGUGAAGAUCAAGUAUUGUGAUACUUGCAUGCUUUACAGACCUCCUCGCUGUUCACACUGUUCAAUAUGCAAUAACUGCGUAGAACGAUUUGACCAUCACUGUCCUUGGGUUGGACAAUGUAUUGGGCUGAGAAAUUAUCGAUUCUUCUUCAUGUUUGUCUUCUCAACAACCCUUCUUUGUAUAUAUGUUUUUGUGUUCUGCUGGGUCUACAUUAGGAGGAUCAUGUCUUCUGAGCACACAUCAAUUUUGAAAGCAAUGAUCAAAACCCCUGCCUCCAUUGUGCUAAUAGUUUACACUUUCAUAUCAAUGUGGUUUGUCGGUGGCCUUACUGCCUUCCAUUUAUAUCUCAUCGGUACUAAUCAAACUACUUAUGAGAAUUUUAGAUACCGAUAUGAUAGGAGGGCAAAUCCUUAUAAUAAAGGUGUGGUUGAGAACUUUAAAGAAAUCUUUUGCUCCGCUAUUCCUUUGUCCAAGAACAAUUUCAGGGCAAAGGUGCCAAGAGAGCCUGCAUUACCAACUCGGCCAAUUGGUGGAGGUUUCAUGAGUCCUAAUAUGGGAAAAGCUGUGGAUGACAUAGAAAUGGGCAGGAAAACUGUGUGGGGAGAUAUGGGUGCUAUGGCUGAUAAUGUUGAGGGGCAAGUCACAAACAAUGAUCGCUUGAACAUAAAGGAUGGUAAUUUAAGUGAAUUAUCCCCGGAAGUGAGGACUGCAGUGGAGGAAGGGGACCAUGGUGGAAUACAUCCAAGAAGAUCUAGCUGGGGAAGAAAAAGUGGAAGCUGGGACAUGUCACCUGAAGUUCUUGCUUUGGCAGCCAGAGUAAGGGAACCAAACCAUGUGGGUGGGAGUAGCAGUGGUAGCUUGACAACUGAGAAACGAGUUUCAUAGAACCAAGUUUCGAUAGAUCAGUUGAGUACAAGUUGGGACCACUUGAGUCCAAGCUCCAAGCUAAGAUUUGCAAUGUUGGGGAACCUUUUUAGCUGGGUGUUUGGAAGCAUUGGUUUGGCUAUUGUUCAUGUAGCGGGUGUGAUGGAGUGAUGUAUUGUUGUACUAGUGAGAUUGCUUCUUUUUCAAGUUUUAGUUUGUAUUUGUGGAAUUAGAUGGCAUAUAAUUUGAUUUCAGUUCACUUGUGUAACCACUUACUGUUGUUUUAUGUCCCUCUCCAAUGUGGGGACACCAAGUUCAACUGCCAUCCUUACUGACUCCCUAUUAAGUAGCUUGUGGAUUGCUGUAUUAUUAAUGAAUGGGUCAUGUAGAGCUAAAUUGGACCAUGCCAUAAUUUGUUUGAA
Messenger RNA from Manihot esculenta (cassava), 2098 nucleotides. RefSeq names its product probable protein S-acyltransferase 7. The coding region runs from base 255 to 1697 and encodes 480 amino acids. Gene Ontology annotation, cellular component: Golgi apparatus; endoplasmic reticulum. The transcript has 6 exons. The record is from RefSeq and is a predicted model, not a curated record. Gene Ontology annotation, biological process: peptidyl-L-cysteine S-palmitoylation; protein targeting to membrane. Gene Ontology annotation, molecular function: protein-cysteine S-palmitoyltransferase activity. NCBI's taxonomy places the organism in Eukaryota, Viridiplantae, Streptophyta, Magnoliopsida, Malpighiales, Euphorbiaceae.